Molecule: messenger RNA, 1587 nt
Organism: Botrytis fragariae
Lineage: Eukaryota; Fungi; Ascomycota; Leotiomycetes; Helotiales; Sclerotiniaceae
Exons: 1
Coding region: 1-1587 (528 amino acids)
Source: RefSeq, a predicted model, not a curated record
AUGAGCGUUAUAGCCGAAGAGAAUGCUCAUCGAGAGAGACAUGAGCGAGGAGAGUGUAAGUGUGAGGUUAUAUUUGAUAGAGCAGAAAGAGAGCGUCGGGAGAGAGAGCGGGAUAGUGAUUUGGAGGCUAGAGAUUUUAGGAGAGAGGGAGAGGAAAAUGGCAAUGGGAAUGGGAGAGAUGGAAAUGGAAGAGCUAGAACCAGGGGACGAGGAAGAGGCCGAAAUGCUGGUGCGAAUACUGCAGGUACAAUCGAUAACACUGGCGAUAACAACAAUGGCGAACGACGCGAUGGAAAAGGCACACAAACGAAAGAAAUUGGUGGAAAUAACGUUAUUAUGCAAGGAUCAAACAUUGAAUCUAUGAUGAACACUACACCACCGGGAUAUCGCAGCCCUCACCCCCGCGAUCCAGCCUCUUCCCACCGAUACUUCCAGAUCGCCAACGUCCACAGAGGAGGUCUAUACGACAUGAAUCCCGUUACGGGCGUUGUACCUGCUCGGCCCAUCGAGAACCCACCCAUUAGAACAAGUUCAUCUCCUAUGUACGGAGAUAUGAUGAUCAUCCCCCCUGAUCCAAGAAUGUCAAACAUGGGUGUCUAUCCUCCAGGACAUCCCAUUCUCGCCAAUCACAGAGUUGAAACUCAUGCAUUUCACCCUUUCGAGAUGCCUCCACCCCCUUCUUCAGGUCCUCCUAGCUAUCAGAGUCCCAGUUUCGCUCCAUCUACUUACAGCGAUGGAAAUGAUAGCACUAUCUACCCUGGAAACCAGUACUCUUGGAGUCCCAAUCCGGAGCCUAAUGCGACAAUGCCAAUGCCAAUGCACGUUUCCGAAAUAGCACCAGUUGGUGGCAUGGAUCCUCGAGCAUACGGUCAAGCAGGUCCACCUAGCCAACCUAGAUUUCAACAUGCUCCUCCUACUGUAUUUGCAGAUCCAACCAGCUAUCCAAUGAUCUAUCCGCAACACCAAGCCAUGAACAUCGAUGCCCAGCGAGAUACCUAUAACUACGCAGGCUACUACAUGGAACGCCCUCAUUUCAAUGCCAGCACCGGUGCCAAUACUAAUGCACAUGGCUCACCCCAAACACGCGCUCAAGGUGCUGCUGCAGUCUCCAUGGCCGAACACCAGCCAAUGAGCCGAUUUACUCGUGCUCCCACAUUCUCCCCUCUUCCUCGUGGUAUUUCUGGCGCAAGAAUGGUAUGGCACGCUCCGGAUAAUGGUUUACCCCCACUCCCACCACAGGUUCCCUAUCUAGGGGACUUGCCUUUGGUAGCCCCUGCUGCUCCGAGAUAUUUCAAUGAGGGUCAUAAUGGAGCUAGACGCAAUGAACGUCAUGGGAAUGGCAAUACUCAACGCAACACUGUUCAUAGAGCUAGAACCACUCAAUCUAUGGGACAACUUCAAAUGCAGAUGACUACUACUACCGGUCCAGUUCAAACUGAUUCUCAGGCGACACAAGCAACUACUCAAGCAAAUACUCAGGGACAAGCUCAAAUGCACUCUCAAGAUACACCUGCUACUAUGAACAUUUCCCUGUUGCGUACGCCAAGAGUCAUCAGCAGCAUGCCACGACCAAACUCAACAAUGUAA